AUGGGAGCUUGCUGCACUUCAUCUUCCACACCCCGCUGGCUUCGGGAGAACCCGGCCGCCUCUGCAAACUGGCCCUGCUCUUCCUCCGAGCAGCUCCGCACUCUGCAGGCGAAACUGGCGAAGCUGGGGAGAGGACCAAGAGGACAUGGCCCCGAUGAGAAACUCAUCGAGGUCUUUGGCCGAAAGGUUGAAGGCUGGGAAGCUGCCAAGGACGUCAGCCUGCAUGUGAGCUUCACCCGGAGCUUAGAGGAGGCUCUGCCAAAGAACCCUGCCAUUGAAGGCCACCGUUCCGAGCUUCUCCACCAGCUGCUCCAGCUGUCGCCCGCCGUCGAAGACGACGUCCGAGUUUUUGCACGCGCGACGGCGCUUGGCGCGGCGAAGAUUCGGAACAAGCUCUGUAGCGAGCAGGGAGGAAGCUGGAGAUGGGACAGCGAUAUGCCCUUCGAGAUGGUGGUGGGUGAUGCCGUGGUCAAUCCCGACGACGGUCUCGUUUUGGUGCGCUCCGGGUGGCUCGCAAAAGGCGUGGUGUAUCGGGAGCGCGGUCAUGACGAGCAAGGCUUCGACAUCAUUCGUAUCCAGCUGAAGACGCACAAGGCUUUGAAGGAGACCUAUGUAUUCUCUAUCAACCUUGAUUCUAACAUGUUUAAAGAUGCCUCCUGA
Symbiodinium necroappetens is the source of this 660-nucleotide messenger RNA. The record is from the annotation of a GenBank genome assembly. Lineage: Eukaryota; Dinophyceae; Suessiales; Symbiodiniaceae.